Molecule: messenger RNA, 867 nt
Organism: Thermothielavioides terrestris NRRL 8126
Lineage: Eukaryota; Fungi; Ascomycota; Sordariomycetes; Sordariales; Chaetomiaceae
Product: glycosyltransferase family 1 protein
Exons: 3
Coding region: 1-867 (288 amino acids)
Biological process (GO): dolichol-linked oligosaccharide biosynthetic process
Cellular component (GO): UDP-N-acetylglucosamine transferase complex; extrinsic component of endoplasmic reticulum membrane
Molecular function (GO): hexosyltransferase activity
Source: RefSeq, a predicted model, not a curated record
AUGGUCAACGACGUCAACGGCGUCAACGGGAGCGGCGGCGGCGGUCCGGGCCGCGGCUCGAUGAUCGUCCUCGCUGCCCCACCUCGUGAGACCAAACGCCGGCGAUCUGACGUUUUUGAUGAUCUUGACCCAGCUCACCAAAGUACAGCGCAGCCGAUGUUGGCGGGCCGCCGCUGCUUCGUCACGGUCGGAGCAACGGCCAGUUUCCGGGCCUUGCUCGACGAGGUCAGCACCCCCGAGUUCCUGCGCUGCCUCGCAGACCACGGCUUCACGGUCCUGGAAGCCCAGUGCGGCCCAGAUCUGGCCGCCUUCCAGGACCGUGUCGCCAGCCUGACUGAGCUGGGGAGGCACGGCGUCGAAAUCCGCUGCUUCGAUUACACGGGCGACCUAGUGUCGCAUAUCGAGGCCUGCCGCGGCGAGGCGAAUGUGAGGCGCGCCGGCUGUGUCAUUUCUCACGGCGGCACUGGAACUGUGGGCGAGGUCCUGAGUGUCGGCGCCGCACUGAUUGUCGUCGCGAACCCGACACUGAUGGACAAUCACCAACUUGAGCUGGCCGAGACCCUCGAAGAGGAGAACCGGGCCGUCCAAGGACACCUUGGCAACCUUACCGCCGCCAUCGAGCGCAUCGCCGAGCGAAUCCGCCAAGGCACGUUGGACGCCCUCCCGCCGUACUCUCCACCGCCGUUUCCCGUUCCCGCCGCCGAUCGCGUUACGCUCUUCGAUUGGAUCGUACUGACCUGCUACCCAGACGAGCUGGAGGCGCAGGAGCGACUGGGCAAUCUGGCCGUGGCUCCUGCCGUGGCCGCUGCCAACAACAACAACAACAUCAACGACCUCGAUAACAUCAGUUUCCUCCGACUGGAUUAG